ACCUCACCAUCACCUCCAAGUCGCGCCAAUACCCUCGUUCUCUCGACGAUCACAUAGCAUACACGCAGCGUACUCGCUUCUCAGCAACCACACGUGCUCACUCACAUGCACUCGUCUCACCACUGUACCGCAAAUGGACGCUGCCUCUGAGCGAGCGAGCGAGAGACCGAGGCCGAUCCCGACGCCGCCUCCUCCUCCGCGAGACGACGCCGCCACGUCCACGUCGCCCGCUUCGUCGAGCUCCAAUGUCACUCAGGCCAUCUAUGCCCCCGGGGCAGGGCCUAGCGCUGCCAGUCAGGGAGGGCUGCAUAUAAGCUUGCCCCCCAACUUUCCCGCGCCAGAGACGAGCGUCUUUUCCCCGCCCGAGGCGAGAAGAGGCGCAAGUGAUGCUGCGACGGCCGCUACGACGGCGGGGUAUCUAGGCGCAAAGGCCGGCUCGUCUUCAACGGGAGCAGUCGCACCACCAGUCGCUCUGGCUGCCACGACGCGGGUCAGCAAGGAGCCAGGCGCAUCAAUGCCACCACCCCCACCGCCCGCACCUCGCGUUACAGCAUCGCCUCCGCCCGCUCCUCGCGCUGCAUCCCCUCGCCCUCCCCUCUCAACACGCACGUCAUCACAUCGCUCACCGUCUGCGCGGCCGAUGAAAGGAACCUUCAGCCCACGCCAGCAUGCCGCCAGCCCGCGGCCCCACACCGCCUUCAGCCCGCGCCGUCAAGCCUCCAGCUCCGCCCUCGUAGACGACGACGAGCACGACGAUGGCGUAGAAGGGAUCAAUGACGAACUCGCGCAACUCCCCGCCAGCCUGCUUCACCACCCCCACAAUCUCGACUCCCUCGCCGCCCCCUCAUCAGGGCGUAAAGCCUCGGUAUCCCUGCAGCUAUUUAAGGAGACGGGGCCGAGCAGCAGCGGCAAAGUAGCGGGUCCAGCUGGAGCGGGGGCGGGGUCGGGGGCGGGAGCACGAGUUGCGAGCCCUACGGCGCAGAGUGCCUUUGAGCCCAGUCCGAAGAAUCCAUUUGGGGUGCGUGCGAGUAGCAAGAAGCCGGCGGUCAGGAGCGCAGAUGCUGCUCAGCUUGUUGCGGGGACCGGUGCAGUGGGGGAAGCGAAGAAGUUGCCGGAUCUACCUAGCCUGCCUACGGCUGCAUUGGCUCUGGAUGCUGGCGGGGUGAGGAGACCGGAGGAGACUGCCCUCUCGUCCGGCGCUGCCCGCUCGUCUGGCGCUGCCACGCCGUCUAAGCUUAUGGCGCAACAUCCCGAGAAUGAGGUGCAUUUCACGCCUCGUCGCCUUUCGAUACCCUACAGCGACGCCUCCGCCGAUGUGGACUUUGAAGACGACCCGAGUGGGAGCGGCAGCGGCAGCGCCAGCGCCAGCGACGGGGAGGACCACGCGCGCAGUCACCACACCGACUCGAUUGCGGUUCCCUCGACCUCACGCCCUACAUCCCCAUCCCAUCGCGCCGCCUUUCCCUCUCUCUCUCCCCCAGGCCACGCACCCUCGGUCGUACAGCUCCAACCCUUCAGCAAUCAAGUUGGCGGGCACAAUACCGUCUUCCGCUUCUCACGCCGAGCAGUCUGCAAGCCCCUCGUCAGCCGCGAGGACCUCUUCUACGAGGCCGUGGAGCGCGAGCACCCUCAACUGCUCAGCUUCAUCCCGCAAUACCUCGGCGUGCUCAACGUAACGUACCGACAAGCAGGGGAGGGGGCCGAGCAGCAGCCACGACAGCGGGCGCAGCGCAAGGUCUUUGAGGGGCAGGGGGACGACGAUGGCGACGAGGUGCCGGAGGUGGCCUUGGAUAUGAAUCGACACAUUGUGCCCGAGUGGAUGUUGCGGCGCAGUGGGAUCCGUAGCGCGAGUGGGAUGGGCACGCCAGCGCGAUUGGGGCGGGGGGAGGCGGCAGGGGAAGGUUCGGCGAACGGACGACGACAGCAUCACUCGGCUGAGCGUGCGGGGAGCGUAGAGUCGAGCAGUAGUGGUGCGCGAAUGGAGUCGAGCAGUCUGGAUCGAGAUCGUGUAUGGGGUUCCUCGCCGCCCAGCGCCUGUCGUGGGUCUACGUCGGUGAAUCGUCGCUUGCAGGAACAGGUGCUGCGCGAAGUCUUCUCGGCGCCGCGCAGUGAUACGGGCUGGACUUCUGGCGCGAGUCGCAGCAAGUCCCGCGCUCAGAAGAAUCGCAACAAGCUGGCAAAGGCGUGGCAGGAGGGAGAGGGGGCGAGGCGUGGUCACGACACCAACGAGGCGGAAGCGCACGCGCACGCGCACGCGCACGCGCACGCGCAGGCACACACGCAGGAAGACGCGGAGUCGCACCGUCCACGUCGAGUACACUCGGACGCGGCGUUGGAUCUUCAUGCCCGCGCUGACUUCUCACUCACGCCGAUGCAGAGCAGCUCCAAGCUCGCCGAGACGACGCGACAACGCCACGAGUCGGCUGAGAUGCCCGUAUUUGCAAUGGAUGGCGAGGCGGAGGAGCGCGGCGAGGUGCGCGCCCCACCCUCGCCGCACGCCCCACCAACGACGGACGCCGACGAUCUCGCCCCCUCGCCACGCCAACAGCAGUUCCUCCUCAUGGAAGACCUCACAGGUCGUCUCCUCUCCCCCUGCGUUCUAGACCUCAAGAUGGGAACACGCCAAUACGGCCUCGACGCCACGCCGGGGAAAAAGGCUAGCCAGACGAAAAAGUGCGACAAGACGACGAGUCGCUCGCACGGGGUGCGCAUCUGUGGUAUGCAGGUGUACGACUGUACGAAGGAGCGGUACAUCUUCCAGGACAAGUAUUUUGGGCGCAAGGUUGCGCCAGGCGAUUUCGCAAGCGCGCUCAGUCGCUUCUUCCAUAAUGGGGAGCGCCUCCUCCUCCACCACAUCCCCGUCAUCCUCGAGAAGCUCUUUCGCCUCGCACGGAUCAUCCGCCAGCUCGCCGGCUAUCGCUUCUAUGCCUCUUCGCUCCUCUUCAUCUACGACGGCGAUUGUGCGGUACAGGCCCGACUCGAGAAGGAGUUUGAGGCUCGCAUCGAGCGCGGGACGGCGGGCUUGUCCCCCGGUUUGAGGUCGAGCGUAGAGAACAGUCCUGCCCUCGAACCUGUAGACGCCAUCCCUUCAUCCGGCCAGCCGCGCAGGCGGAGAAGACGCGGGGAGAUCAAUAUCCGCAUCAUCGACUUUGCGCACUGCACCACAGGAGACGUGGAGCGGGCGCGUUUCCCCCCGCACGACCCCGUGGGCCCGGAUUCAGGGUACCUGUGGGGAUUGCAGCGACUCAGCGAGUCCUUCUAUGAGAUUUGGGAGGAGGAGAGACGUAAGCGCAUCGAGGGGGGAGGGGCGGAUGUGGGUGAGCUGCGCGUUGAGGAUGAGGGCGUGUUUGGGGAGAUGUUUGGUGAGGAGGAGGGGCAGGUGGGGUACAUUUCGCAGUAGGCGCGCGCGCGCGUGGAGGGGGAUGUUACGCUGUGCAAUCGCAUCGCAUUGCAAGUCGCUACGCUCUUUGUCUCCAUGCGU
This is a messenger RNA of Jaminaea rosea, 3481 nucleotides long. RefSeq names its product SAICAR synthase-like protein. Gene Ontology annotation, molecular function: inositol hexakisphosphate kinase activity. Gene Ontology annotation, biological process: phosphatidylinositol phosphate biosynthetic process; inositol phosphate biosynthetic process. The transcript is spliced from 2 exons. The record is from RefSeq and is a predicted model, not a curated record. Gene Ontology annotation, cellular component: nucleus; cytoplasm. The coding region runs from base 134 to 3400 and encodes 1088 amino acids. Lineage: Eukaryota; Fungi; Basidiomycota; Exobasidiomycetes; Microstromatales.